This is a messenger RNA of Entrophospora candida, 372 nucleotides long. The record is from the annotation of a GenBank genome assembly. NCBI's taxonomy places the organism in Eukaryota, Fungi, Glomeromycota, Glomeromycetes, Entrophosporales, Entrophosporaceae.
AUGGAGUUCCGAGUAUUACAUAAUCAUUCGGCUCCCAAACCUACCAACAUCAAUGAUGGAAUUCAAAGAAGAUUUCAUAUAUCUUAUGAAAACGUUAGUCAUGCAAACAAGGUGGAUUCACAGGGAUGCCUUCUAUCAAAAGUAAAUAUAAAUGGUGCUUACUUGUACAUCUAUACCAAACAUUGCAGGGCUUUAUCUUCGAUGGUAAAUUUCUGGGAAUUCUGUAUGGAAAUUGCUAUUAAUGCUCAAAACAGCAUUUAUUCCAUCAGAGAAAUGAUAAGUAUUCCUACAAGGAGACUAUUUGGAAAUCAGCAAAUAACAUCAGAAUUCUUAUCUGAAAUAAAAGAUGAAUGGGCUGAUAGACCUCCAUGA